UCGACCCACUUCGACUCCAAGGUUCUAGCCAUGAAGCUCUUCUUGAUCUUGAGUCUCGCCCUGUUGGCGCUGGUGUCGAGACUUGCCGAAGCUCAAACAUGCGGCUCGCGUCUUCGUAAGGACUGGGAUAUGAUGACAGCGACCGAGAAGACCACGUACCGGAACGCUAUCCGAGCUGCAAUGGACUCUGGUGCUUACAUCAAGUUCGUCGAGAUGCACACCGAUAUGAUGUCGGAGAGAGAGGCACACCGUCAGUGCAUGUUCAUCUACUGGCACCGUUAUAUGCUGGUGGCUUUCGAGAACAUGCUCCGUGGCCAAGGUGCAGCCUACGCUUGUGUGACGGUGCCCUACUUCAACUGGAUCACUGCUAGUGCUCGUGUCACCUCGGGUGCUUGUUCGUCUAUAGGAAGCUGCUCGGCCAUCGCCCGGGAGCUCGGUGGAUGGACGAGUGGCACGGUACGCACACUGGCAAUCAACGGUAUCAACAACUCCGGUCGCUGUGUCAACGUGUCACCACUUGACCGCUUCUGCCAACUCACCUCCACGACGGGUGCUGCCUGUGCCCGGUGCGUCCCUCGCAGUGACUGGAGUACCGUUCGCGUGCCUUCAUCGACCAGUUACGCGGCUGUCCGAAACCAGGUUUUCAGCGGAACAAACAUCGGCCAAAUGUCUCCGUUGGUCGAGCAAGGCUGCCACAACAAUGUACACGCCAACUUGGGCAGCACGAUGGGGACGUUCGCUUCCCCGGCUGAGCCGCUCUUUUGGUCGCACCACGCUAUGGUCGACUUGCUGCACGUCAUCUUCCACAAGUGCCGUGUUGGAACGACACGAUUGACCUUCGCUCAGAAGGCGUCGCACCCGGUGGCUUGGACUUCGUGCGCUCGUCGCGACUCGAGUGUCGCGUUCAGACCGACCGAUGUGGUGACGAUGCGUACGGGUGAGCGAGGAAUCAAUCCGAUCCAAGCUUCAACCGACCCUCGCGUCGGUCGGUUCUUCACUGGCGUUCCCAACCAGUUCGCUGGUCUAAUGGAUACCCGUGACUUGGGUUCGAGCAGCUACGGAUACUACGUCAGUGGCCAAGUGGCGACCAUGUACACUCAGUGUGACGCGUCCCCGAGAUCGCGUAAGUUGGCGGAAACGAACUCAACGUCCCACCCUGCUAUGUGCGGUGUGACUGAAGACGAUGGCUACGAUGAAGACGGAAACGACUACGCGUCACAGAACAACUACCCGGAGACAGAUUAUUACGGUCAGGAUGACGGCCACCAAGACGUUGUGGUCAUCGACGACACGGGCAACCCGAUCGAUGAGAACACGCCAAGAGACGCGUACGUUUCUGAAGACUCGGAGAAGAAGGUGGUGGACUGGUACGAGGAAACGCUUGAUUCUAUGGGAGGUGACACGCAGGAGAACAUGGACGAUCUCGAACGUCAAGCCUGCAUGUUUGAGCACGUUUGCUUGGGUGGUACGAUGGACUACACGCCAGAGUUCAAGGCGAUCUGGAAGGUGACAGCGCCGCGCUGCAAGAUCAUCGUGGACGCCAUUCUCAGCGGUGACGAGACGAUCAAGUACGCGUCGUGGCGGGAGGAGAUGGAGCUGGUUUUCGGUUGCCCCGAGCCGAGCUACACGAAUGAUACGAGCUCGUACUAUGGUGGAUCCUGGGGCUCCUCGGGAUCCGGUUCUUGGGGCUCCUCGGAAUCGGGUUCGUGGAGUAGCACGAGCACCGAUGACGUCGACAAUUCCAACGACACAAUUCAUUUCUCCGAUGUGCUAGACGACCCCGUGACUACUACUGACAUCUCUGAGCCUACCACUGACGUCGUGGAAGACCCCGUGCCAACAACUGAAGUAGUGGAGGACCCCGAACCCACUACGGAAGUCGUGGAGCCUACCACUGAUGUCUUGGGGGACCCCAACGUGGUCAUUACUUCAACGUUGGAUGUCUAAAUACGUAGGGUAUUAUCCUCCUAAAUUCUGGUCCGACUCGGACACCAAGUAAGUCAAUAAAUUGGAUGUGAAUUCUUUUGAUGAACGGUUUGAUUCUUUUUCUAUAAAAAAAAAACAAACUCAAAAG
Messenger RNA from Phytophthora infestans T30-4, 2074 nucleotides. RefSeq lists its product as uncharacterized. The coding region runs from base 31 to 1947 and encodes 638 amino acids. The transcript has a single exon. The record is from RefSeq and is a predicted model, not a curated record. NCBI's taxonomy places the organism in Eukaryota, Oomycota, Peronosporomycetes, Peronosporales, Peronosporaceae. Gene Ontology annotation, molecular function: oxidoreductase activity.